Rhincodon typus (whale shark) is the source of this 5488-nucleotide messenger RNA. RefSeq names its product liprin-alpha-4-like. Gene Ontology annotation, molecular function: protein binding. Gene Ontology annotation, cellular component: presynaptic active zone. Gene Ontology annotation, biological process: synapse organization. The record is from RefSeq and is a predicted model, not a curated record. Bases 1 to 3066 code for a protein of 1021 amino acids. The transcript is spliced from 26 exons. NCBI's taxonomy places the organism in Eukaryota, Metazoa, Chordata, Chondrichthyes, Orectolobiformes, Rhincodontidae.
AUGACUGUGGUCAAGCGACAAUCACAAUCUCCAUCGGGAGUGUCCAGUGAAGUGGAAGUCCUGAAGGCUCUGAAAUCAUUAUUUGAACAUCAUAAAGCUUUGGAUGAAAAGGUUCGAGAACGACUUCGAGUUGCAUUGGAGAGAGUAUCGACACUAGAAGAACAACUGUCUUCAGCCAAUCAGGAGAUGACUGUACUGAGACAACAAACUGUGCAUACGCAAAGGAAAGCAGGAGCUAGUGAGCAUGCAGAAGAUAGACAAAUUUCAGACAGCAGUGAAUCUACUCAGAAGACAACGUGGAAGAGACUUUCAAAUGGAUCAAUUGAUCCCAACGAUGAGGUCAGCCAGGUUGUGGAGAUGCAGGAUUUACUGGAGAAACAGAACUUUGAGGUGACCCAGAUGAAAGAACGUCUGUCUGUACUAUCAGCACGUGUGGCAGAGCUGGAGGAAGAUCUGGACACUGCCAGGAAAGAUCUGAUCAGAUCAGAGGAAAUGAAUAACAAGUAUCAGCGAGACAUCAGAGAGGCAAUGGCACAGAAGGAGGAUAUGGAAGAAAGAAUCACAACACUUGAAAAGCGUUAUUUAGCUGCACAGAGAGAGUCCACGUCAGUGCACGAUCUUAAUGACAAACUUGAAAGUGAACUCGCGAAUAAGGAAUCUCUACACCGCCAGAGUGAAGAGAAGAAUCGACAUAUCCAGGAACUGUUGGAGCUGGCUGAGCAAAAGCUACAGCAGACAAUGAGGAAGGCUGAGACAUUGCCUGAGGUGGAGGCUGAACUUGCACAACGGGUCGCAGCUUUAACCAAGGCAGAAGAGAGGCAUGGGAGCAUAGAAGAGCGCUUAAGACAACUUGAGGGACAGUUGGAAGAAAAAAAUCAAGAACUAGCAAGGGCUCGCCAACGGGAAAAGAUGAACGAAGAGCAUAACAAACGUUUGUCAGACACAGUGGAUCGACUGCUCUCGGAAUCAAACGAAAGGCUCCAGCUCCACCUGAAGGAGCGAAUGGCUGCUCUGGAAGAAAAAAACACAUUAAUACAAGAAGUGGAAAGUACAAGAAAACAACUUGAGGAAUAUCAUCAGGACAAGGAGAGACUGGCCAAUGAAAUUGGCAAGCUAAGGGCAGAAGUGGAGCAGCUGAAACUGAGGACAGGAGCAUUUGCAGAAAGUGUGCAUCCACGGUCUCACCUGGGCAGUGCAACAGAUCUGAGGUACCCACACAGUUCUGUGGUAGAAACACCAUCUGAUCAUUACGGGACACCAAACGUGCUACGGCGAGCUCAGAAAGGGCGCUUCACACCUCUGCGGGAUGAAGCUACCAAGAUUCAAGCUCUAAAUGAGCAGGACUGGGAAUGUGCUCAGCAGGCAAGCAUGAUGACCAGUGUGACACACACCUUUGAAAGUGACCCAGAAAUGUCUGAUGUUGAUGACGAAGAUGGAGAGACCAUGUUCAGUUCAGCAGACCUGCUUUCACCUAGCGGACACUCAGACGCUCAAACCCUAGCCAUGAUGCUACAGGAGCAGCUUGACGCCAUCAAUAAAGAAAUCAGAAUGAUCCAAGAGGAGAAGGAGUCUACUGAGCAACGAGCUGAGGAGAUAGAGUGCCGUGUGGGUAGUGGAAGCAUGGAUGGGCUAAAUUUAACACGCAUUCGAACAGGCACCUCCAUUCCAACUUCCCUCACUGCCCUAUCUCUCGCCAGUUCUUCGCCACCUGUCAGUGGACGCUCCACACCUAAACUUACUCCACGCAGCUCUUCACAUGACCUGGACCGGAAGGGCAUCAUGACAUUGGAAGUCUUACCCAAACUGAAGCAAACCACACCAAUGUGGAAUCAAAUUUGGGUACCAGGUGGCAUAUUGGAUACAGAAAUGGGCAUCCAGGACUCCCUUACUCUUGGCAAACUUGGAACACAAGCAGAGAGGGACCGAAGGUUAAAGAAAAAGCAUGAACUGCUGGAGGAUGCUCGGAGAAAGGGCAUGCCAUUUGCACAAUGGGAUGGACCAACAGUAGUAUCAUGGUUAGAGCUGUGGGUGGGGAUGCCAGCCUGGUACGUAGCUGCCUGUCGAGCCAACGUGAAGAGUGGAGCUAUCAUGUCUGCCUUGUCUGACACAGAGAUACAGAGGGAGAUUGGAAUCAGCAAUCCACUUCAUCGAUUGAAACUCCGACUGGCAAUACAGGAGAUGGUGUCAUUAACAAGUCCAUCAGCACCACCCACAUCAAGAACGUCCUCUGGAAAUGUUUGGGUGACUCAUGAGGAAAUGGAAAACAUGGCGGCUUCAGCAAAAACGGAGAAUGAGGAAGGCAGUUGGGCUCAGACUUUGGCUUAUGGCGAUAUGAACCAUGAGUGGAUUGGUAAUGAAUGGCUUCCCAGCCUUGGGUUACCCCAGUAUCGCAGCUAUUUCAUGGAGUGCCUGGUAGAUGCACGAAUGCUUGACCACCUCACCAAGAAAGACCUGCGGAUGCAUCUGAAAAUGGUUGACAGCUUUCAUCGCACUUGUUUACAUUACGGCAUCAUGUGUUUGAAGAGAUUGAACUAUGACAGGAAGGAACUAGAGAGGAGGCGAGAAGAAAGCCAGCAUGAAAUUAAAGAUGUGUUGGUGUGGACUAACGACCAAGUCAUUCACUGGGUGCAGUCUAUUGGACUACGGGAAUAUGCCAACAACAUCGUCGAAAGUGGGGUGCAUGGUGCCUUGGUAGCCCUGGACGAAAAUUUUGAUUACAACAGUCUAGCUUUAUUGUUACAAAUACCCACACAAAAUACACAAGCAAGGCAGGUCUUGGAGCGUGAAUUCAACAACCUGUUGGCUUUAGGAACUGAGCGGAAGUUGGAUGAUGGUGAUGAUAAAAGUUUUAGGCGGGCACCAUCAUGGCGAAAGCGUUUUCGACCGCGAGAAAUCCAUGGUAUUACCAUGAUGCCAGGGUCUACAGAAACACUACCUGCAGGAUUCAGGGUUACAGCAAUGUCCAGCCCAGCUCCAUCAGUACAGCCGAAGAAAAUUCAACCAGAAGUUGGCACAUCAGGGACACAGAGGUUAGACACAUCAACAGUCCGCACUUACUCCUGCUGACAGCCAGGUCAGUCAGGGAGUCAGCAGUCAUUACCAUCCAUUCCCACUACCUGUAUGGACACAUGCUGGCUGCCUUUCGGGAAUAAUCCACUCCAUCUCUGUGAGAUCAACAAUGGAUGACAAAUGCUGCUGCACAGUAACUGGAAAGGCACAGAUGGUUCAGAUGUACAUUGACUAUAAAUGGGCAAUAGUUUACUACAGUUCGGAAACAAAAUCUUAAACUUAUCAUUUUAUUUAUCUAGUAAUGACUUCCUUUAUGAGAUUAUACUUUACAAAGCUGGUAGAAAAUUCUAGGGAUCCAUUUUUGAGCUAUUUUACUGUAAUAUUGUUCUGGUACAGUCAGUAGUAAGUUCUGUCAACUUUUAACCUCAAGUACCAUUGUGGUUUCAUUUGUUGUAGUAAAUUUUCUCAAGUGUAUCAUACCCGCCGUAUGUAACUGUAUGGCCAUGAAGUAAUGCAAGUUUUUUAUGUAAAUGUAUAUAAAACGCUGACUGUAACAGCAUUUUUUAGAUAAUUUAAUGGAAUUUGAAGUAUGUAGAUUCAACCUAAAUGCUGUCUUAAUCAUUGUUUCUGCCAUUUUUACCUUGCCAAUACCUUUUACAGGCAUCCUGUUCCAUUCAAUGAGGGCUUGUUUAUUUUAACAAAUGAAGUGUGCAAUUAUUUGUCUGCCAUAUUAACUGUAGCAUAACAUAUGACUGGAUGGCUUGAACCCUGAUUAGUUUUGGGUUGUUGUUGAAACAACUGAAGUGAAACAGACUUCUCCUGUGUACAUAAGCAUUGAAAAUCUCCGUUCAAUGGCAGUUUCCAGCUCUGGGAGACUCUCGCUUCACUGAACAUUUUAAAAUAAGAUAUAUUCAGAAUAGUCCUUCGAAAAGUAUUUAGCUCAGCCUUGUGUCUACACAAAGGGUUUGUUUCCUUUAUUUUUGCCUCAUGAAUCCCUGAGUCUUACAUAUUAAAUUGCGUGUCUUUUCAGUGCACUUUCCUCAAGUGCGUCCAGAACACUUUUCUCUGCUCCACAUCACCCCUUUUUUUCUGCCUAUACAUGAGGACCUGGUUACAAAGGAUAUUUUUAAAAAGUAUAAGUACAUUAGAAAUAUUGCAUUUUUAUGAAGCUGCAAAGCAGCACGGCAUUCAAAAGGUGUCAAAGCUGACCAUUCUAAUUUCUGAUGUGGUUGUCAUCACUGAUGUUAACGGAGCAAUUUUGAAGUGGACAGUUUCUAUUGCAAAAUGUUCUUUAAAUAUUCUGUAAGAUGUAUGGUUACAAAAAUACUUCGCAAUUUUUCAAGCGAUGCCUUGUAAUCUUUAAACAAGGUACCUCCUCUUGUGAUUUCCCACUUUUAAGUAUGGCCUCCAAAACUAGAAUCAGGGCAUUUUGCCUUUCCCCCUAUUUUUAAACUAAUGUGACAAUCUAAUUGUAGCUUAAGAGAAUAUUAUGAGGCAGACGCCCGUUGUUAAAGUGGCCAUGGCCAUUCUACGUAGGAUGCAAGGAACUGAUUACAUCAAGUUAGUAUCAAGUUAACACUUACUUCAGCUUGUCCAGUUAUUUCCUGAGGAAUUUAGCCAGGUUCCUUUCAAAGUGUGUUAAAGUGGCUAAGCACUGGGCACUUUCUAUUCCUCGAGUCUUUGUGACUGUUCCUUGAAAAAUAUCGAACGUUGAUAACUUAUAUGAGGAUUGCUUAAAUGUUGAUCAUGUUUUAUAAAUUCAUUUUUAAUAAAUUGAUACAUAGUCCAUCUAAGCCAAUGAAGGGUAUAUGGUUUUAAUUCAGCACUUUGUGGGGUGGUUAAAAUAAUUCUUGAACGUGAACUGUUUUGCAAUCACUAUAAUUAAAUAUUCACAGUAAAGAAUUUUAAUUCCCAAGUGCCACAAAGAAAAAUAUGCUAUAAUUUCUUCACAAAUCUUUUUUAAUGAGUUAAACAUUGUGCUGCAUGCGUAGAAUGAAUACAGGACCACAUACUGAACUGACACUGAGCUGUGACUAUGAAGGUCAGCAUUAUACAUUAAAGCCCAGAAAAAACAUGGAGUCAUAAAUACUUAUUUAAAUAACAGCUGCAAUGGUGUCACCCAAAGUUUUAUCAAAAUUGUUCAAUAAAUUUAGGAAAUGUUAUUGGCAUUUUCUAAAUUCAAUUUCCUUCUGCCUAAUAAAUUUAUGAACAGCCCCCACGUUAAGUUAUUUGCUCUCAGAAGCCAGCAUGAUUAAUAAAAAUGCAUGAAAUUCACUCUGUCUAAUCUUGGGAAAGCAAACAUGUUGAGUAGCUGGUAUCGUCCCUUCAUAUUUCAUAAUCAAAAUAAUUAAUCAAAAGGCUAGAUUUCCAAAGUUAUUAAAAUGUUUUAAAUUUGAUUGUUCUUAAAAUACUUUUUAAUUAUUUUGAACAAACAUUGUCUCUGCCUUAUUACAUUUCUCCCCUCUGAAAAUAUUAGUAU